AGAUUUACACACACACUCGCAACUUUUUAUCUAUGCUACCCACACAUUUACAAAUUUAUUUUUCCGACUGUCAAAACAAAAUUCUGAGUGAGAGCACCGGACCUAAUAAAAAUUUUUACUGUAGUAUGAAUUUUAUGCGUUAGAGCGAGUAAGUGGAAAUGAAGCAAAAUUUGACAGCUUUGAUCACAGAGGCUGUGACUUUAGCAAAAGUUUGACAUCUUUGAUCACAGUAGGCUGUAAAUAAAAGCGUUAAUUUUGCAAAAACAUUUGAAGGUAAGAGAACGUUUUAACAAUUUGCAUUGUUUAUAAUGGAAUUUUUUUCUUUUAGAUUGCCGAAACACUGCGAUUUAAUCAUAUAAUUAAGAUUUGCGAUUUUUCAUUCUAAAUUUAUCUUCGACCCUGCUACCACGGAACAUCAACGCCACCUCCAGUCAGGCACCACACCAGCAUAUCCACCACCUUCAACGCCGCCACCAAUAAACAGCGCUGCAUACAUUAUUCGGUAAGUUUUCAUGCGACGAAUAAACGUUGCUUCUGCUGCAACUGCCUACAUUAAUCAUGUUCCUGGUGCUUCCCGAUUUGCACAUUUCAAAAGAAAAGCUGUUUUUGCAAUUAAUAAACCUUAUGGCGUACAGAAACAGCUUCCUAUAAAAACCUGCGAAGCGUGAAGUACCUGGAACAGGCUUAUUUAGUGCGUUCCAGAACGUCUACGAUUUGCAGGAUUUAGUCCAAAGUCGUUCCCGUACACAUAAGGCUUAUUAAAGGCAAAAACAGCUGUUCCGGUAAAACCUGCAAAUCUUGCAAAUCGUGAAGUACGGGAACCGGCUAAUUAUGUGCAAAUGUAAACAACAAAAGAAAGUGCAGUGCUACAUAUGUAAAAAAGUGUAGUAGGACUGGUGAAUGCGGUCAUUCUGGAAGCCAUAGUUUACAAAGUGUAGUGCACAGUUCAACAACUGUGAUUGGGUUUGCUACUUCAUAGCAGCAGAGGAAAUGGAAACAUUGCUCUGCUAUUGCUACUUCUCUACUUGAAUGGAUAAGAAGCACGGCCAGAAUCGGAAAACACACGAGGACCUUUCUUGUUUUACUUGGUUCUAUGUUUCGUUGAGGCACAGAUCAGGUAGGAGAACUAAAAUAUGAACGAAGUGAUAUUUGUAGUCAGAGUAAUAGCACAUACAACAAUAUUAUGAUAGCCUCAACGAAACAUAGCACUAAUUAAAACAAGAAAGGCCUUCUUGUGUUUCCCGAUUCUGACACUGCUUCUCAUCUAUUCAAGUAGAGAAGUUGCAAUAGCAGAUCCACGUUUCCGUGCCACUGCUGCUAUGAAGUAGUGAACUCAACCACUGGUAGUUGUCAUAAUUCGCAGUAGUAACAGUUUAACAUGAAGCAAUGGAUUUGUCACCACUGUUCCUGGGAGAUACCGAAGCGCUCUCUCCACCACGCACGAGCAACACAGAUGUAGCCCUACAUAGAAAGCGCUUUCAUGUGGCACUGCCUUACGAGGAGCGCUUUGUCUCCCAGCCAACAGUAACCACCAACACGAGUGUAGCCACUACAACAACAACAAGCAACACAGGUCAACAAUUUAUCUUGUCUCACCUGCUGGAGAGGCAAAAAGAAAUGUUUGAUGGCGUCAUGGCCGCCAUUGGAAGAGUUGAGUCAAAGGUGGACGGAAUAGCAAAUGCUCUGGCCGAAAAGAUGCCCGAACGCGCGGAAGUUCAAGCUCAAGGGCAGCUACUGCGAGAGUGCAAAGUGGUGACCUCGAAAGUUCACCAAAGUAUUUCCCGAAUCACUGGAGAUGCUAUUAGUAAAGAGCAUACUUUGCUUCAAAGUAUGCUUCCACUAUCAUCCCAGGAAAAGUUAAAUACUUUGGAGAAUCUUUUGGGAAACAAACCACACUCCGAUGCGAUGGUGAACAUAAUUUUAAAAUUGAAGGGUGCUAAGGGUUGUGUGAAACACGUGUUGAGAAGCAUUUUUGCCGACACUCUACUCAUUUCAUACAAUUAUGAGGGCAAAGCCAACAAAGCUCCACUUCUGGGGCUAAAAACAAUAGAAUUAGUUUUCGAUGCGUUUGUGAGUAUGCCCAAAAUUGACCUCAUUGCGGAAAUCAGAAAGCACGUGUUCCUAAGCCACAAUAGGUACAAACUGUAAUAAAAAAAAUGAAACCUAAUAACAAAUCUAACAAUAAUUAAUUUAAUUACCUUAUUAUUAAUCUCUAAAAAAAAGUAACAUAAAAAUUUAAUAACUUUCCAAUCUAAAUUUCAAAAACGUUAUUUAAAUACGGCUAUUCGGGAUUUUUUGUAUAUCGACUGCGGAGUGGAAGAUCGACCUCGGCAGCCAGUUCGAAAAUGCCCUAUCUCAAAAAACUUUUCAAGAACGCCCUAUUUCA
Messenger RNA from Rhagoletis pomonella (apple maggot), 2386 nucleotides. RefSeq lists its product as uncharacterized. The record is from RefSeq and is a predicted model, not a curated record. NCBI's taxonomy places the organism in Eukaryota, Metazoa, Arthropoda, Insecta, Diptera, Tephritidae. The coding region runs from base 1387 to 2148 and encodes 253 amino acids. The transcript has 8 exons.